AUGUUUUGCUGUAGCAGAUUUCCAACCAAAGCAUCGAAUUGUAGUAAAAGCAGUAGCACGACGGCUAAAUCCCAUGGGCCGUACCAUCAACCGUACUCGUUGUUGGACAUAACCGCUCGGAUUGUUGCACAAAAUGAGCCAUUCCAGAAGAUCGAAGAACGGUACGACCGCAUACCAGAGCCUGUUCAGCGGCGUAUCGUGUUCUGGUCCUUUCCACGCAAUGAAAAGGACAUUUGUAUGUACAGUUCCUUAUCGAGGGUUUCAACAAUUAAUUCGGUGGAAUCGCAAAGUCUUAGUUUUUGCACUGGACUUAAGCUGGUUGAAACCGGUUGCGUGGAGAGUGUCCUUCAGGUCGGCUUCCAUCUGAGUGGAAUCGUGUGGUCACAUCCACCAAGUCCAAAUGAACGACAUAUUAAUGGCAAUAACAACGCCAACAGCAGUCUAGUAUCGUCUUCCGGAAACCGCAAUAAUGAAGCCAGCUUCCCAGUACCGACGGCAAAUCCAAAUCACUACAACAACAAUUACCAUCAUAAUCAUAACCAUCAUCAGCAACAACAACAGCAACACCAUCAUCAUCAUGCUCACCACAAUCCUCAUCAACAUCAUCAUCACCAGCAGCAGCACCAACAACAGCAGAUUCCACACAAUCAUCACGCCCAACCGCCGCCUCCAGCGCUAUCGCCACCACCUCCUCCACCGAUUGGUCGUCCGAUUGUGGGACAACCACAGGGAGGCUUGGUGGUAGCGGCCGCAGGAGCAGCAGCGAAUGGAGUGCCGCAACCUCAGCCCGGGGCACAUUUAGCUGUUGUUGCACCGCACCCGAUGGGACAUGGAAUGGGACAACAGUUACCUCUCGUUGUGCAACAGUAUGGCAAUGGUGCUGCCAAUUUGGAUCAUCGAGAUGCGUUUAAUAUUUCUCUGGCAGGUCAAGGUCAAGGUGCAGGUUGUAAUGUUGGGUUCGAUGAGAACAAAAAGUUCAAAGUUUCCGUUAGCUUCGAUCGAUGUAAGAUAACGUCCGUAACUUGCAGCUGCGAUACAAAGGACAUAUUCUGGUGUCAUCACGUCGUAGCUCUCGCGCUCUAUCGUAUACGAAAUGCGGACACGGUAAAGUUGCGCGUACCGAUUUCAGAGACACUACUGCAGAUGAACCGACAGCAGUUGCAAAAGUUUAUUCAAUACUUGAUAGCAGAACAUCACACGGAGGUUCUACCGACGGCUCAGCGGUUGGCGGACGAAAUACUCCAGCAGCGAUCGGAGAUCAAUUCGAUAUGCGGUGCACCAGAUCCGACCGCCGGUGCUUCUAAGGAUGAUGAUCACUCGUGGCAUUUGGAUGAGACGCAGGUUUGUGAAGCAGUGAAAACCUACCUUGGCCAGGGUAGCUACUAUUAUAGCAGCAAACACCUCAACUCAUUGUUUGGAAAGGUGCGCGAGAUGUUACGAGCGCAAGACUCAAACGGGGCUCGAAUGCUAACGCUCAUCACGGAGCAGUUUCUAAGUGAUCCGAGGUUGGUGUUGUGGAAGAAUCACGGUACACCUAUGACGGAAAAGUGUCGACAGCUUUGGGAUCAGUUGGGUGCGCUUUGGGUAUGCAUCGUACUGAAUCCGAAAUCGACACACACCGAACGACUACACUGGAAGGCUCUUCUAGAAAAGUGGUCCAAAAAUGAAGUGUGUCCUCAGGAAGAUCCUGAUCUUCGCACUACACCAUCGAGUCGAGAAAGCGUUCGUGAUCGUUCGAAUCGCGAAAGGGAACGCGAUAGGAAUCGUUUUUUUCGUGAAAAUAAUCUCCGCAACAUGAUGUAUUAUAACCAUCAUCAUCACUACCAGCAGCAGCAGCAGCAGCACCAGCAGCAUCAGUUACAAAAUAAUAAUCAGCCGCAUGAUGCCGGAGUUCAUAAUAUGCAUCGCAAUCAUGCCCACAUUCACCAUCGUUAUGGGGCGAUGAAUAACCGUGGUAGUGGCGGUGUAGCGGAUGGCAAUCGGGAUGCGAAUCAUCAUGGCAAUGAUCAUUACGAUAGUUCCGAGACUGACUCAGACUCUGAAGAGGAGGUAGACGAAGCGAAUGAGGAAGAAGGUGAAGAGGGUGUCGAUAAUGGGGUAGAAGAGGACGGUAAUGGUAACGACGACGACGGUGGUGUACAUGAAGUAGAAGAUCCACACGGCGAUCGGCGAGGCAUAAACCACUCGCUCGAAGAUGUCGAUCAGGUGCACAAUAUUCUUCAGGACAUAAACUUUUCCGAUGGGACUGGAGUAGUGGGUGAUGUUCGUCGAAAAAGACCUAACCGGGACGAAGAGAAUAGCGAAGUACGUAAUUUUAUGAACCUUAACUUACUGAACGUUGCUGAAGACGAUAGGUUACCGGUAAUGAUACCAGAAAAUGAUGAUAGCUCGCGAGAAUCGAUGGACGUUGACGGAAUUGAAGAUACAUCUGGUCAAGUCGUCGGUGGCGUGGUGCUUGGUACAAAUGGUUCCGGUGGUCCCAAAGUGAACAGAACGGUAGGAUUCUUCCAGAACCCGUGUAUCUGCGGAGAAGAUAAGUGUGAAUGCAAUCGCCCAGUGUUUUUGGACGAUAUUAAACCUAAGAAAUUUUUCGACUGUGUUGCUGCUUCGGCGGCUGCGGUAUCCGUCGGAGCCACACCAAGUUUCGAUGAGACCGAAGAAGCAAAUCAAGAUGGUAUCGAUCUUUCUAAGGAUGAGGAAGACGAUUCAAGCCUUGUGGCCGGUCGCGCAAACCAGAUGAACGAAACUAGAACAGUGAAAGUUACCGCGAGGGAUGAAGGGAUCGAUGGUAUCCCAGAAUCGGCAAUAUCCUCCUCUUCGUCCUCUAGUUCCUCGACGUUGCUGAUAGAUGGACUGCGCAAUAAUCAGAAAAUUCAUGAGACGAAUUUCGUAACGCCUGGGCCCUCGGCAUUGAAUCGUACCCUUCACGAUCCGACAGACAAGAAGGCGGUUGUUGAUGACGAUUGCGAUGAGUGUGAUAAAAGUAAAGGGAAAUCAGUGUGUGAUAAGAUGGUCUUGGGUGAUGAUUAUGCAUUGGCUGGACCGAGUGGAAUGGCACGUACAAUUCAUAAUGAAAUGAAGGAUGACAAGGUAUUUCUAGCUAAAGAUGAUAUUGGAGGAAAUGAAGCGAGGGAAAUAGAUGCUGCGUUGCUUGAUUCAGAGGCUGGAACUAGUUCAAGACGCGUUAGCAUGGAAGACGAACCAGUUGCUCUGGUGAAUGGUUUAGAAUCGGAAUCUACUGCAGCACCACCAGAAGUAGCAGAAGCCGGUAGUCGAGUGAAACCCGUGAACGUGGGUGACGGAAACCAUGGACCUGUUGCGGGAAGACCGUGCAAGCGGUUAAAGCUGAACAAUGGUUCGUGGGUUAGCAAAAGUGCGAACAAGACACCAAGAACGAUCUUUCAUAAAGCGCUCGACGCCGUCAGCAUGACAUGGGACAAUGAGCAUCUCAAGCGCAUUCUCGAGUCGGAUAGCUACCGUUUGUCGAGCCGCAAUUCGGUGCAAAUCGCUGGUUCUAGUAAAAUACCUACCACGAACCAUCCAAGUGCUAAGUCCAACUUCAACAAUGACGGCCAGCCCCUAUGGCAUGAGAAGAUAUCAAUGACUGCAGCUCGUAUCGAUUCUUUGCGUUCCCAUGGCCACAUGGAAGCCGCCUUAAGACUUUCAGUGAGUGUGGUUCGGACAAUGCGUGAAAUUCAACGAGAAGCUCAAGCACUUUGGCUGCGUAACAAGCCUAAAAUUCCUCAACAGCAACAACUGCCACAAACACACCAAGAAACUGGUUCCACCAGUUCACAGACGCAGCGUUGUAAUUGCUCGCUUCUAUCGAAACCGUUGCUUGCAUUUAAUGAGCAGCAGUCAGGAUGUGGAAAGGAGUCAGUAAGUGGCAGUAGCAAAGGUGCUAGCCACAGUAUUCCCAUCAACUUCCUACCAACACUGCCUUCUUCUUCAGUGGGCGGUGCGCUAAAUUCUGCCACGUUGCAGCAGCAGCAGCAGCCAAUAUUUCAUCAACGCCCUCAACAACAACAUCUUCACAACCAGCCGCCACAACCGUCGACCUCUUCAGGUAUAAGACCAGGUUGUCAGUGUCAAACUCACCGCCAUACACCGAUGUUUACUCCUGCACUUCCCCCACCACCUCCCCCAACAUCUGCAAUGUUGCCAGAUCAUAUGCCAGUACCGAUGAAGAAAGAUUGUUCUAAGUGUUUACAAAUCAAAUGCUACUAUGAAUCGGUUGGCUCUAAUUCCUCAAAGCAUAAUGCUGGAUCUGUGCAAGCCGUAAUAGUAGGUUGCAGUAGCACUGGAGUACUCAAUGGACAUCAUGGACAACAAAAUCAAACACUGCCGCCACCAUUGCAUGGAGGAGGCGUGCAACGUAUUCAUCGUUCGACUGGAAUUAUUUGUAACUCGUCAAAAUGUAACGCAUACGUUACCAUGCCGCUUCCACAAACAUCGGAAGUGUACCGCAAAAUGCAACAUUGCUCAUCGCAGCCUGGAAGCAGCCACCAGCAGGCACCACCACAUUCUAGUCGUGAUUUCCGAUAUGUGAAAUUUUCGGGUGCACCUCCCCCCUCGCAUCACCAUCACAAUCAUAAUCAACAACAGGGGCCGCAAAUGAUUGUUCCAGUAAGCGUUCGUCAUUCCCAUCCGCCGACGAGCGGAGCACAACCAAUACCGUCAAUAUCUCGUAAUCCAUCGAGUACGGUUACAGGUUGCAAGUCCUCAACUAGCACUACCACAACUGUAGCCGCUUCUGCUUCUGGUGGUUCUUCGACAUCGGUUAUACAUAUAUCUUCUACUAGUUCAGGACCAUCAACAUCCUCCUCUGCGUUGUCGGUGUCUUCCAGUAGCUCCUCUUCGUCGUCUUCGUUAGCUACAUCAUCGUCGUCUUCUGCCGUAUCCUUUCAAACAAAGUGUAAUUGUCCUAUACACAAAGACGACGCUUUACAACAAAUUCCCGUCGCCCCCGUGUACCAUUCGCUGGAAGCAAGACCGAUGGGCACCAGUGUAUCAUGCUGUAUAAAACCAAUCUGUUGCUCUCUAGCAAUGCCCCAUCCUUCGCACCAUAACUUCGCACCGCAACCCCGCCCGCCAUCUCCGUGCAGUGGUCUUUCACAGGCUUUCCAAGUGGCUGCACUGGGAACGUGUAAUGGAUGCUCAAAGCACAGUUCGUCGUCGACAACCAUGUUCAGCUUAGGAUUUUAUGCAAAUGGCGUCGGAUCGUCCAGCUCAUCAUCCUCUUCUACAGUCCAGCCAGCGUCAGUUCACCAGCAACAACAAACACUCCCACCUGUUACACCUGGUUCGUCUUCAAAAUCUUUUGAUCAGUCCAUGGCUCCUUCGUUCAGUGGUAACGAUUGCGAUUCGUUAGGACAUCUGAGUGGACAUCAUCACAGAGACGACUGUCCUUUGACGCAAGCCAAAGGAAAACCGCAUUCUUUUAGUAACAACGCUAGUGAUGGCAAUAGCAACGGUAGCUCCACACACAAUCGUACUGCAUCGAAUGAUGGCACUGCCACGACGGGUUGUCUGACGGUUUUGUUGGAUCCUAUUAAGAUAAAUCGAAAGACAAACUGUCUUGCAAAGUGCAUAGACUGUAGCGUUGGAUGUGAAGUGGAAUUCCCACUCGAUGCGAUCGCAUGCAUUUUUGACUGUCUAACAGAGGCAUCUCUAAUGUCCGAGGCGAUGACGGUGCAGAUGAACGAGGUAAACCGCAUGGCGUUCGACGCUGGAGGCGGAGCUGCUGGAAUCGCAGGGGGAGGAAAUGGUAAUUUAGCUGCACCUGAAGACAUCAACAUAAUAACACCAAAGUAUCGCCACCUUCCGAUAGCAGAUUCUGUUGAUCGUAAUGAAACCUAUCUCACGCUUGCCUUUGAGGCAGCCAUUCUAGCGCUUAGCAAACAGCGCAUCAUGCCGCACGGUCUUUAUGCGCAACAUGUGAUCUGCAAGCAGCAAGAUCAGCUGAUCCAACGGUUGCGUAGUAUUGAUUUGGAUGCUGUGCUAGUCGGUGUAUUGCGCAAGCUCAGUCUACAGCUGCUUGAUGCAGGCCCGACCAGUGGACUCGGUGAAAUGAUACACCCAGAGUCAGUGCCUAUGCAUACUUUAGCACGAUUUCUUUUUGCUUCGUUGCUAAAUCAACAUUCGGACCUAGCGUUUGACAUUGGUCUACGGGCAAUGCGCUUUCCGAUACUAGAAAACAUUAACGAAGGAUCGGUGAAUGGAAUUGAGCUUCAGCACAACAACUUUAUGCAUUCUCCUUACCCGCGCUGGUGGACAUUAGGUCAUCUUGAAACACAGCAAUGCUCCCUUAGUUCGACGAUGCUUAGUGCCGCGAAAGGUGAUACAAAACGACUAUCGGCUGUGUUGCAAAAUGCACGUCGCAACAUUCAUAGCAGCUCCCAUCUGUUCAAGCUUGCCCAGGAUGCAUUUCGCUUUGCUACUCCAGAUAACGGCCAGCGAAGCCAAACACUGCUGGGGGUGGCCUUCGAGUUGGGUCUCCAGGUUAUGCGCAUGACUCUCACCUGCCUUAAUUGGCGACGUCGUGAAAUGGUUCGAUGGUUGGUGACUUGUGCUUCGCACGUCGGUAUCGACGCCCUUAUUUCGAUUAUGCAAAAUUGGUACCAUUUGUUUACGCCAACGGAAGCGACCGGCCCGGUUGCGACCACGAUCAUGUCACAUUCUACAAUCAUGAGACUGAAUCUCAAUUUCCGUCAGCAAGACGAUCUCUCAAAUUGUGCACGAACGCUAGCUUUACAGUGCGCAACAAAAGAUCCGCCAAACUGUGCGCUGAAUGCUCUGACGUUAUGCGAAAACGAUGCAAUGGCCUUUGAAACGGCUUAUCAUAUUGUCAUCGAUGCAGCCACUCACAUUAUGACAUCUAGUCAGCUCUUUACCAUCGCAAGAUAUAUGGAACAUCGUGGAUAUCCUGCACGGGCUUACAAUUUGGCAAUGUUAGCUAUGAAGAACGUGCAACUAGCAUACAACCAGGAUACGCACCCGGCUAUUAAUGAUAUCCAUUGGGCCUGUGCGUUGUCCCAUUCGCUCGGAAAAGCGGAAUUAUCUAAAAUGAUUCCGUUAGUGAUUAAAAACGUACAAUGCGCCACUGUGCUAUCGGACAUCUUGCGAAGAUGUAGUGUUCCUACACCCGGUUUGCACAACUUCGGGGCUCAUGGUCGCGGAAAUAAUUUGAGACAGUGUAUCAAGCUUAGUUACGAUCGAGAACCACUUAAUCAAUUGCUGGAAGCAGCCGUUUCCGCUUAUGUGAAUACCACUCACUCACGGUUGUCACACAUCUCACCGCGCCAUUACAGUGAUUUUAUUGAUUUCCUUAGCAAAGCUCGCGACACCUUCAUGUUGGCCCGCGAUGGACCAGCCCACUUUUCUCGUUUGAUUGAAAACAUAACGAUUGCAUACAAAGGCAAGAAAAAGCUCGUGCGACAGGUUCGACAACGUUUCCAGUUCGUUUAA
Messenger RNA from Anopheles bellator, 7467 nucleotides. RefSeq lists its product as uncharacterized. The record is from RefSeq and is a predicted model, not a curated record. Gene Ontology annotation, molecular function: zinc ion binding. Lineage: Eukaryota; Metazoa; Arthropoda; Insecta; Diptera; Culicidae. The transcript is spliced from 10 exons. Bases 1 to 7467 code for a protein of 2488 amino acids. Gene Ontology annotation, cellular component: Cul2-RING ubiquitin ligase complex.